UAUGUUCAUUAACUGUCAACUUCCGGAAAGCAUGUUGUCCGAAGAAUACAUCACACAGUCAUUUUAACCCAUUGCAUAAAGGUUGAGUGAUCAUCAAAAUACAUAAGAGACACAUGAGUUGCUCAUAAUGGGUAAAUCUGCGGGCCACAAAGCAAAAAACACGUACAGGUUUCAAACCUUCUCAGAGCGAAUAAAGAACAUAAAUAUCGAUGUUAUACAUCAAAUAAGACAUCACGAUGACACUCCAGAGGAGAUUGGCACCUAUUUUGCACAGGCCCUGCAGAAACAGUCUGAGCUCAACUGUACAGAUCAUUUUGAGUCCUUUCAGAAGGAAAUUUCCCACCAGGUGAAAACAUUCAACCAGCUGGUAUACCAUGAGGCAGAUAUUGUGGCUGCACUUAAGAAACACCUGCUUGUCCCAAAGAGUAUGGCUGUGAUUUCACUUCUAGAUCUUCUGGUACAGCUGGCCCGUGACCUGCAGUCAGAUUUCUACCGCCACUUUCGUGACUUCUUUGACAUCCUGGUGUCGUUACUGGGAAGGUACACACAGGAAGUGGACAUCUUAGAGAGCACGUUCUCCUGUCUGUCCUACUUGUUCAAGUUCCUGUGGCGAUACCUGCUCAAGGAUGUGAGAGUUGUGUUUGGAUACUUUUCUGCACUGCUCAGUAAACAAAACAAGGAAUAUAUCCGCAACUUUGCAGCAGAAAGCUUUGCCUUCCUUAUGCGCAAGAGCAAGGACCAGGGGGAGCUGUUUGAUUUCAUGUUCGAAUCUCUUAAAACAGAGCCCGAUAAAUCAGAGGGAGUGGGGCGACUGAUGUUCGAGAUGAUGAAGGGAGUCAAAGGGCAGUUCCAUAGCUGUGCCCAGAAGGUGUUUCCAAUGCUGCUGAAGAGACUCGGUCCAGUUGGAAAGCAGAAAGGUUCCUGGUUACCAUGGCAACAUGUGGAGGACUCCAUGGCAACCACGGUUUUGUCAAUGGCGUUCCAUGCUGACCUGAUUCAUCUCAAGGAUGUGUGGCACAUGAUUCUGGAUUCAAUUGUUGCUGUUCAGAACCGGUGUCAAGACAGCAAGAAAACAUCAGCCGUCGUCAAGGAAACAGUGGGCCGUUUGCUACGACUCCUCGACAUUCUCUUGACCUUCAAAGGGGGCAAGGUUAUCUGUGAACCCAACCAGAUUGCCAAGGUGAUUCUAUCAUUGCUGCAAAGUGGAUGUUUCCCAAGUGAGGUUGGACAGGAUAUUGUCAAGGUCACAUCAUCCUUAAUUCUGAAUGCCAAUACUAACCUGGAUGUGUCGGUGACAACAAAGAUUAUCCAAACGGUGUUUAUGACAAGCUACCCUGCAAAACUUGUGUACACCUUCACUAAAUCCCUGUACGAUCUAGCGCUCUUUGAAAAAGAUGUUCUACCUCCAUUUCUUAAGUACUGUCAAAAGUUGGUCGCAGAAAACAAGCCUGAGCUUGAUGAGGAAACGUUAGGAAUUAUAACAGACCUGGUGGUCUGCAAGUGUCCGCUGCUUAGCAACGGUGAUCAUCUGGAAAGCAUGGACACUUACAUUCUGGAUUUUGGUGAAAGUUCUGUAGGAAGGAGUGUUCCAGAUUUAGUCACAGGAAUCCUCAACCAUUCUAGUCUCGAUAAAGAAAACUUGCCCAGACUGUGGGCUGCCCUCGUGUGUCUGCCACACAUCAGACCACUACAGAAAAGGCAAGCACUGAUUGGUGACCUCUCCGAGCUGACAAAACAGUUGAUUGGUCAGAUGUCACAUGACCAAUCAGCAGCCAAUGAGACCUUGUAUCUGAUUGGCUGUCAAGCAUUGGUUACCAUGGUGAUGCUUUUGGACAAUCAGGAGGUGUUCCAGCAUGUACCUGUGAACGUUAUCACUGAGUGUUUAUGUGCCCACAGCACCGAUGUCCACACCCUGCGUCUGGCCGAUGUGUAUUUCUCCCAUGCCAAGAACCAGUCUAAGGAUGACGUGCUCAACAGCGACACUUUGAUGGCCAUAUUUUCAGCCCUGCAGAUCAACCUGUCAUCCCCUCACGCUGAUAUUCGGCAUUUGACCUUGAGGAUUUUGGCUGGAUUUGACCUUCCUUUGCCACCUUCUGAAGGGGAGGCAACCAGCGUGUUUGAGAUCUGUCUCAGUGCGGAGACCACUGAGGCUUCGCUACACCAGUAUAGAGAGAGACAGCGACACCUUCAGAAACUGGACUUCUGCAACGUUCAGAACUGUCUUCCAGCUGGACCAUUCAAUGAGGUUCCUUUAAGAUAUCUUCUUGGCAGCUUAUUCGUGAAUAUGAAACUGCUGUGGGAGCCAAUCAGAACGCUGAUAGCUGGACAUGCCCAGCAAAUGGAUCGCACUGCAUUCUGGGAUAUCUUUGGCAGCCAUCUUGAACAGGCAGCUGAGCAAAGUGAAAAACAUUUACACCAAACUGACACAUCAUUGACAAGGGGUUCUGCGAAUGAUGAUGAAGAUGAUGAUACCAAGACAGAGUCCCCAACUGCUAGCAGACUACUAAUGGAGGCUACAAAGUCAUUACAGGGUGUGGACUCAACGCCACCAGAUUUUGUCAAUUUCCGCCACCAACUCUGGCAGACGAUGCAGCUGUUUUCAGACAGAAGCUCGGGAAAAUCGCGGCUUCUUGUGCCACUCCUGUUUAGAUUUUUAGAAAAUGAGUACUACCUUAGUGACAUGAGCAUAGCACCCACCCAAAAUAUAAUGCGCAAACUUAUUGAAAAUCUGCAAGAGGAGACUAUGGACUGUACAGAAAGCACAGACAAUAUUGUUGCUGAACCAAAGGAGAGUGAAAAUAAGGUUGCUAAUAAACAAGGGAAAAGACUUACUGGUCAAGAUUUAAAAGAAGACAGUGUAAAAGAAGCUGUGGCCAGCAAUGUUAAAAGACCUAAUACAAGUUCGAGUGUUCACAAUAUUGAAGAGGUAGUUGAAAUUAGCAAAGAUGAGAAUAUUGAUGAUAAUGAUGAUGGAGAUACUGCUUUGUCAAGCGGGAUAAAAACCAGAAGUCAACGAGCAGCAAAAGCUGUAGUUGGCAAUAGUGUAGAAGUCAGAAGUUUAAGAACAAGAACUGGAAAUCAGCGUAGGGCAGAAAAUGAGCUUGAUCUAGUGAGUCCUAUUUCCGCAAGUAACAGUGAAAGCAAAAAGAAAGAAGGACAUGUCAAAGAAGACUUUAAACAAAAUGUUUCAAGAAGAAUAAAAACAAGAAGUAUUGCCAAGAUUGACGGCACUUAUCUAGAUAUGGAUGUGGAUGAAGAAGUUAUUGAUUUAACAGAAGAUGAUCCAGAGGAUGUAGAGAAAUCAAACAGUGAAGAUAAUGAUGAUACCAAACAGGAAAACAGUGUUACUGAAGUGGUUACAGAGGCUGAAAAGUAUGAUAAGCUUAGUGCAAUAGAGGAAAAUGAGAAAGAGAUAGCUGUUGAGCUAGGUGACACUGAGACGUCUGGAAAGAAAAAGGCCAAAGAUAAAUCAAAUAAGACUGAUGCAGCAGAGAAGAGGAAAAGGAAAGCUGCGGCAAGUUCACUGGUUGUACACUUGGCACUGUUUGCCAAAUUUACAGAGCCUCUAUCAAUGUACAGGGAGCCUGAGCUGCGGAAAUUGUACUAUGAGUUGCUGAUUCACAAGAACUCGGAGGUUCAGAAGACAGCCUUUAGAUGCCUGAUGACGUACAAGUUCAAAUACCUGGUGCCUUACAAAGAGAACUUUGAGCGCCUUCUGGAGGACAAGUCAUUCAAGAACGAGAUUGUGCUGUUCAGCAUCGACAACGAGACCAGCGUGGUGAGUCCUGAGCAUAGACAGGACGCCCUUACUGUGCUUAUGAGGAUCCUGUAUGGCAAGAUGCACGUGAAGACGGGCAAGAACACGUCUGGCAAGCAGCAUAGCUCUGCGCGCCAGUCUAUCGUGCUGGGCUUCCUGAACGGCUGCAGUCACCAGGAGCUUGCACUCUUCAUUGAGCUGGUGUUUGCACCCUUCCAGGGCCUGGUAUCAGAGAACCCCCUGAAGAUGGUGAAACACAUCAAGGAUGAGACAGACCUGACCUGUGUGCUGCCUGUCAACAGAAUGCAGGGAGCCCUCAACUCCAUUGACAUGCUGUUCAAGAAGCUGGGACACCUGUUAGACACCUUCCUGCCAACUGUCAUUCAGAUCAUCGUUGGCAUGGCAACACUGUGUGGAGUGUUGCUUAGCAACAGAGAUAGGGUGGUGCUGCACGCGCUGAACCCUCUCAAGAACAUACGACAAAAUGCUGUCUAUAGGAUUACACAGUUGUUCAACGAGUAUGAUAAGUAUCCUUGGCGACCCGUGGAGCUUGAUGCCCUGUUUGAAGGGGCCGUGUGGCCCCAGCUGGACCGGCUCUCAUAUGAGGGUAUCUACCACCCCACACCCCUGCUGAAGCUGCUGCACUGCUGGACACUGAAUCCUAGAUAUUUCUUCCUGUUAGCCAAGCAUCACAAAGACAAUGCCCAAUACUCCCCACUGCCCCAUGUUAUCAAGCUUCUACUUCACCCAGAUGUGAGUCCCAAUGUAAGCUCCUUUGUGAUGGAGAUGAUUGACAAUCUUCUGAGGGACCCAGAAGAGUUGGAAGAGGAAGUCAUGGUCAUUGAGGUGAAUGACAUGAUCAAACUGUCGUCUGCAGAGAGUGAACAAGGAAUCUCGCUGGGAUCUCGGCUACUGCUGCCCCAUAUCUCCGACAUCCUCGUCUACAUACAGCGAUACGUCACAGCGCUGUUUAACAAGCAGACCAAGAAGCACAACGUGGCUGGCAAGGAGCUCAGUAUACUCUCCAGGUUAAGCAAGUUUGUGGAGGAUGAGGAGAGAAGUCAGACACUGGUGGGUCUGCUGCUGCCUUUCAUGGGGCCAAAGUUCACCAGGAACGCUAAAACGGAGGAUGACAUCCUUAGCAGCAUCUUGAACCUGUUGCGGCAGAUGUCUGAUAGGAGCGCCUUCUUCCAGCCCGUGUCCAAGCUGUUUGGUUCCCUUCAAAACAGGCCUGCACGAGUGCUACUGGCACAGAUAUUUGUGGAGAUUUGCAAUGGCAAUGAAGACCUGGAGAGUCUAGCAAUCAUUGUCCAAAAGAUCAAUUCCUGGGACAUGACUAAGACAGAGGAACCAGACUACAUGCAACGACUUGAAGGGUACCGGUCAGCGUCCAGUCUGGUCAAGGGAAUGGUCACCAUGGAUAUAAACAUCUGUCUCACCCUCCUACAUAACUGCUGCUUCUUUAUAACUACAGUUGAGGACAUGUCCCUUAGGGACAGCUCCACGCUGUGUGUUGUGAACAUGGUGCGGAGGUUCGGAGAAGUGGAAUAUGACGAGGCCACGUACAACACUGUCAUCAUCAGGGGACUCAUGCACCAGUUGCACUUCGGCCUCAAAUGUAAAUCACAGACUGUUUUACAUGAAUUUGUGACAAUUUUGGCCACCUUGGUGGACACCUUUGGAAAGCAGUCAGCGUUUGAGGAUCUGAGGCCUCUUAGAGACAAGGAUGUCGAGGCUGAUUUCUAUGAAAAUGUCAAACAUAUUCAGGUGUACAAACGAUCCAGAGCUGUCCGUAGGCUCAUUAAGUACCUGGAUACCAACGCAGUGCGUCUGGAGACGGUAAACUAUAUAUUCCUGCCGAUUGUCUCGUCCUUCAUCAUGGACGACUCGUACAAGAAACACGCCACAGUUCAGGAGGCCGGGGUCGACGGCAUUGGCGUCAUCUGCAAGGUGUUACCAUGGAAACACUACAUGGGGCAGCUGAGAUUCUACCUGAAACAGCUGCCUUUGAAGAUGGAGAAACAGAAGCUUCUUGUCCGAGUGAUAGUAGCCAUUCUAGAUAACUUCCAUUUUGACCUGAAUAAAUCUACACUGAAUGUGAAGAAUACUCCAGUGCCCAAAGUGGAGAGGGAACCAGUAGUGAAACCAGUCUCAGUGGAAACCUUUGACAAAGACAAUGACAACGAGAAUCCUGCAGCAGAUGAAAAUGUUGAGACAAUCCCUGAGAUCAAUGAGGCAGUGGAGGAGGAAGGGAGUGCUGAAGAGCUCUCAAAAGGGCGACAACUAUGCUCUGCAAAGAUGGCCACCAAAAUACAUGAAUCCAUUCUGAAGAAAGUCAUUCCUCAGCUUCAUCAUAUUCUAGUGCAGAAGUCAAAGUCAGAUGACGAGCACAAAGUGAACAAGUCCAAAUUUCCAGAAGACGAAGAAAUCUUGCGUGUUCCCAUCGCCCUAGCGAUGGUGAAACUCCUCCAAAACUUGCCAAAGGGUGCGCUGGAACGUUUCCUACCCGGAAUACUUCUCAAAGUGUGCAAUUUUUUGAAGUCUCGCUCACCAGACAUUCGUAAUACAGCCAGAGAGACACUUGUGAAAAUCCAGUCAACCCUUGGACCGCGAUUUUUCCCGUUCAUUUUGUCAGAACUUCGUGGCUGUUUGACACGAGGCUAUCAGAGACACGUUCUGUGCUACACGGUUUUCAUGCUUCUCAAGAACAUGGAGGAAAGAGUGCGCCCAGGUGAUAUUGACGUGUGCUUGAAGAGCUUACAACAGGUUUUUGAUAGCGAGAUAUUUGGGGAGGUGUCAGAUGAGAAGGAUGUUCAAGGCAUCAAGUCCAAAGUGUUUGAGGCACGAAGCAGUCGCAGUUUCGAGUCUUACGAGUUCAUCGCCAAGUACAUCAGCACUGGAUCCCUCAUGAAGCUUAUGGAGCCAAUGAAAACCAUACUAGACACCACACACAGCCAAAGGUCUGCCAAGAAGGUGCAUGACGUGCUGAAGAAAGUCAUACAUGGUCUCCUUGACAACAAGAACAUCACAGUGGAAACACUGCUUGUGCUCGUGCAUGGCAUCACCACGGAAACAAUUCCUUUACUGCAGGACAAGAAAACUGUGGAAACUAAGCCAUUGGAGGAGAAGCCGGGACUUCGGCCACAGAGUUGUCUGCUCCUGCAGCCCGAGGCUCCACGUGGGGGGCUCAAACCCAAGACCAGCAAGAAAACUAACAAACACGUUCUAGUGGAGUUUGGUCUUCAGUUGCUGAGUCAGUUGCUAAAGAAACAACGCUUGGUUGCCACGGAUACUAGACACCUAGAGAUGCUGGAUCCCCUGGUACCGAUGAUGGCUGACUGCCUGCACUCCAAGUACAUAAUGGUGAAUGCAACGUGCCUGCGUGUGCUGUGCUUCCUGUUGAGGUUCCCCCUCCCCUCUCUAAGAUCCCACAUCGCAGGGGUCGCCAGCGCCAUGUUUGUGUUGCUAAGGAAUUAUGCCACUGCUGGUGCUGCCAGGGGAGACAACAAAGAGCUCGUGAUGAUGCUUUUCAAGGCUGUGACAGUGUUGGUGCGUGAGGUUAAAUUCCACCAAAUUGACAACAGUCAGCUUCAAGUGUUACUUACUUUCUGUGAAGAGGAUAUUCAUGACUAUAAUCGGCAGAGCACGGCAUUCUCACUGCUUAAGGCGAUUCUGUCACGAGGCUUGAACAUCCCGGAGGUUCAUGAAUUAAUGAAGAAAGUGGAAGAGAUGUCUAUAUCUGCUGAGUCAGCACAUGUACAACGGGAGUGUAGACAGGCAAUGCUGCAGUACUUACUGGACUACUCCCUUGGCAAGAAGAUGGAGGGUCAUAUACAGUUCUAUGUGUCCCAGCUGUCGUUUGAGCUGGAGAGCGGACGGGAGUCUGCCCUUGAGAUGCUGGCAGCCUUCUUCACUUCAUUCCCUCAGCACCUGUUGUCUAAAUACUCUGGCCUAUUCUAUCUACCCAUGGCGGCCAGUUUGGUGAACGACGAGUCAGUCAAGUGUAGGAAGCUUAUUGCACUCGCCAUCAAGUCCCUGCUGGGCAAGCUGGACCACAACACUCGCUCCAACCUGUUCAGCAACACCUUGAAGUGGUUCAUGGAUAGCAAGUUGCGUCUGAGGAUCAUGGCAGCCCAGCUGUGUGGACUGUUUGUUGAGGUGGAGGGCGGCCAUUUUGAGUCGCGCAUGGCCGACUUCCUGCCAGUAGUAGAGCAGCAUCUUGAGCCUGGCAAAUACAAGGCGGUUGAGCAGGAGAUGGUAGAGAGAGACCAGGACCUGAUGGUGUACACUGUCCUCAACACCCUGGUUAAGGCACUGAGGGAGUGUCCAGGGGUCAUCACAGGGUCACGAUGGGAGGGCAAUAUGAAUGUCAUCUGGGAGCAUGUGGAGACCUACCUGAGCCAUGCCCAUCUCUGGGUACAGCUAGCAGCUGACCAGCUUUAUGGACUGUUGUUUGCUGCCUGGCAACCAGACCUGCUGGUAGCCAGGGAAACACAGACCUCUACCCAGUACCUCACUGUGGAUACCAGGAAAAGGAUGAAGUCACUGGCCAUUGACUUCAUUCAUCAGCUGCAGUCUGAGCUUCUCAACGAGGACAUAGCUGGACAGGUUAUCAAGAACCUUAUCUUCAUCACCAAGUGUGCGAGGCUGUUUGAUGAGAGGCCCCUCUCAAAACCCGACGUGGAGCCUGAGUCGGAACAGACUGAUUCAACCAAUGAGAAACGAGGCCGCGUUUUCUCCGUUUUGUGGCUGGUUCGCAAGAUGAUACGCGAGGCUCAUCAUGAGGCCAUUACUAAUAAUAAGAGCACCAUUAAGCGUAUGCACGUGUACAAAUGGCUGGCAGCCAUCAGCCUGGACCUGGGUCCCUCCAUGGAUGUGACCGUACUCAAGACCAUGGUCCCCCCACUGCAGAGAGAGCUCAAUGACCAGGCCAUGAUGCAGGAUACGUCCCUGCGUACGUUGGCUGGUGAGGUGAUUGACCUCUUGAAGAAGACAGUCGGUGUUGAGAGAUUCACGACAGUGUACGCCAGCACUCAGAAAGAACGCGCAGAUAGACGAGACAAGAGGAAACAGCACAAGGCAUUCCAGGCUGUUUCCAACCCAGAGGUGGCUGCCAAGAGGAAGCUGAAGAAGAAUCUGGCCAAGAUUGCAGCCAAGAAGAGGAAGAUCCAUCAUUUGAAGCCAUCGAAGCAGGCCAAGAAGAGAAAACUACAGGAGUUUGCUAUUGCAGAUUAAGAGAAUUGGGCGUAGUGAUUGGUUUAAUAGAUUUUAUGCAAAAAAACAUUAACAGUUUUUUGUGUGAUGUUUAUAUGUAUGGAAAUGUCAUAUUUGUUAAAAUUGAUGAUUGUUUCUGAAUACAAUUAUGAGUGCCGU
Dreissena polymorpha is the source of this 9130-nucleotide messenger RNA. Its product is annotated as small subunit processome component 20 homolog. The record is from RefSeq and is a predicted model, not a curated record. Lineage: Eukaryota; Metazoa; Mollusca; Bivalvia; Myida; Dreissenidae. Gene Ontology annotation, cellular component: small-subunit processome; 90S preribosome; nucleolus. The coding region runs from base 128 to 8992 and encodes 2954 amino acids. The transcript is spliced from 56 exons.